AUGGCAGCAGCAUGCGCCUGUCCCCGCGUGGCGCAGCUGGAAGAGGAGGUCGCUUCGCUGCAAAGCCAGCUGCUGCGCUACCGACGCAAGUACGGCAACCUCGACGUGCUCGAGACGCGCCGGUCGGUACGCGAGACGGAGACGCCGCCGACGCCGACGCUAGCCUUUGACGCUGGCAGCGGUGCGACCCUCGUCUCGUCCUCUGUCGGGAAGCACGUCGUGCUCGACUACGUUGCCGACUCGCCCAUGUUUCGAAAGAAUCUCGAAGGCCUCGAUGAGAGCAUGGGCGGUCUCCGCAGCUUCAUGAAGGAACUCCUCAGCCGGGCCAAGGACUUUGUCACGUCCGGGACCCAGUGGGGCGAGGCAGAGACCAACCUGGCUAGCAUCUACUCGGCCAAGUACUCUCGGACGCUCUUCACGUCCUGCUACGCUGAGCUUGGCGACCUCUCGACGAUCCUCAACGACUUUCACGAUACUCUGGCGCAGAUCCAGAGCUCGCGCCACAGCUUCCUCCUCAGCGUCGACGCCCUUCUCCAUGGCCCUGUCGAGCAAUUCUGCGACGCAGAGCUCAAGCAAGCGGCCGACCUUCGGCGGGACGUGGCCAAGGCCGGCGAAGAGUACGAAGCGCUUCUUGGCAAGUCGCUGAGCUCGACGAAACAGGCGCCGUCCUUCUCCACGCGCAGCGCGUCGUUUUCGCUCACGUCAGCGCCCGACUUGAACGACGAGAGCACUAGCAACGAGAGUGGCGACUCGGAGAAGGCAAGAGAGCUCAUGCAAGCGCGCUGCAAGUUCGAGCUCGCGCGCUUCGACUGCGUCCGGUACUUCAACCUUCUCGACGCCAAAAAGAAGUUUGUCCUUGUCGAAGCCUUCAACUCGACGUUAUACUCGUACCUCGGGCACUUUCACGCGUGCCACGAGCUCGUCAAGAGCAUCGAGCCAGCGCUUCGGUCGCGCCAGGCGUCGCUGCAGUUUGCGCGCGACCAGUUCGAGAAGGACGACAUGAUGUGGGCCAGCCAGCGCGCGCUGCUCGCAGACCGGCUCUCGUCCGCGUACCCGGCGUCGCUGCCCGUCGAGAUCUUAUCGGUCGAGACCGCGGCGGGCCGGCGACUCACCAAGACCGAGAAGCAAGGCUUUUUGAUUGUGCGCAGCGGGAUGUUUCCAUCGAAAAGCUGGAAGCGCGUGUGGUUUCAGAUCCACCAAGGCAAGCUCUACUCGAUCAAGAACCCAAGAGACAUGGAGCUCAGCCUCGUCUCGGACCUCAUGGUGUCCAAGGUCCGGCCGUGCGCGAGAGGCCUCCCGUUUAGCUUUGAAGUGCUCGACAACAACCAGACCAAGACGAUUCUCCAAGCAACGAGCGAGGCCGAUAUGCAGUCGUGGAUCGAUGCGGCGCAAGAGAGCACCGAGAGCAUGCUCGGGCUGCAAGCCCAUCGGAGCGAAGUCGACCCUGCCCAACCGCGCCUCGUACGCGAGCUCAUGGACGCCAACGGCCAGUGCGCCGACUGCGGCACGAGCCCGAGCGAGUGGGUGUCCAUCAACAUUGGCGCGUUCCUCUGCAUCGAGUGCUCGGGCAUCCACCGCAGCCUCGGCGUCCACGUCUCGAAGGUUCGGUCGCUCAUCCUCGACUCGUGGGACGUGGCCGUCCUCGAGUUACUGCGGACGCACCUCGGCAACUCGGUUGUCAAUAGCAUCUGGGAGGCCGCGAUUGCGCCGGGGUGGGUCAAGCCGACGCCACAAGCGCCGCGGAAUGAAAAGGAAAAGUGGAUCAAGGCCAAGUACGAGUUUCGCGGGUUCCGAGACCACGUCACUGUGACCCCAUCGGACUUGCUCGCGGCGGCGGCCGCGGGGGACGUGCGCCGACUCAUGCGCUGUCUCGCGCACGGCAUCGACAUCAACGAGGUGACGCGGUCGUCGAACGAAACCGCGCUGCAUCUCAGCGCCAAGGCCGGGCACGUGCUCUGCUGCGAGUACCUUCUGCAGAACGGCGCGUCCCAAACCCUCGUGGAUAACGACGGCCGGCUACCGUCGGACGCGGCCAAGCUCGCGGGGCACGAACAGAUCAAGCUGCAUCUUUUGCAACGUCUGCGCGAGUAG
Molecule: messenger RNA, 2091 nt
Organism: Saprolegnia diclina VS20
Lineage: Eukaryota; Oomycota; Saprolegniomycetes; Saprolegniales; Saprolegniaceae
Exons: 2
Coding region: 1-2091 (696 amino acids)
Cellular component (GO): cytoplasm
Molecular function (GO): GTPase activator activity; protein binding
Source: RefSeq, a predicted model, not a curated record